Molecule: messenger RNA, 2501 nt
Organism: Onychostruthus taczanowskii (white-rumped snowfinch)
Lineage: Eukaryota; Metazoa; Chordata; Aves; Passeriformes; Passeridae
Gene: GAB3
Product: GRB2 associated binding protein 3
Exons: 10
Coding region: 144-1928 (594 amino acids)
Source: RefSeq, a predicted model, not a curated record
CUUACAUCCUAGCACACACACAGACACACGCACGGACGGACGCACGGACGGACGGACGGACACACACCCGCACAUAACAAGCACACACGCACUGGCAGCCCGCACCCUGGCUCCCGCUCCGCCGCUCCGCACCCGGGGGGAAGAUGAGCUCGGGGGACGUGGUUUGCACUGGAUGGCUCAUCAAAUCACCCCCCGAGAAGAAACUCAAGAGAUACGCCUGGCGGAAGCGCUGGUUCGUGCUGCGCAGGGGCCGCAUGAGCGGGAACCCCGACGUGCUGGAGUACUACAGGAACAACCACUCCAAAAAGCCCAUCCGCAUCAUAGACCUCAAUGAGUGUGAAGUGCUGAAGCACUCGGGGCCCAACUUCAUCAAGAAGGAAUUCCAGAACAACUUCGUCUUCAUCGUGAGGACCACCUACCGCACCUUCUACCUGGUAGCCAAGACUGAGGAGGAGAUGCAGAUCUGGGUGCGCAAUAUCAGCCAGAUCUGUAACUUUGGACAUCUGGAAGAUGGCACAGGUUCUGUGGAGAGCCUGUCUCACACGACCUCGUCCCCACAGCCCUCGCCGGCCGCCUCCACCCACGCCUCCCGCAUCGCCGACCCCUCCUUCUCAGUCGAGCACGCUGCUGCUGAUGCUGCCGCCGAGGAGACCCCCAGCGAGUCUGGGUCAGUCUUCCUCCCUGACUACCUCUUCCUCUCCAACUGCGAGUCGGGCAAGCUCAGCCACAACAGGUGUGACAGCUGGUCAAAUUCAGACAGAUCUCUGGAGCAAACAUCAUCAGACGAUGUUUUUGUUGACUCCUUGCAAUCCCAGCCCUCCUUGUACCUUGUACAGCCAACCAGCGCUGGCGCUGUGCACCAGGUCGGAGCCCCAGUGGCAAAUCCCAGCAUGGUAUCCAGGAACACAGACAUUAGUGGGCCAUCCAGUGACUUUUCCUCCUCUUCCCCACUGCUGGGGACGCCGCUGACACCGACGUUUCAGAUUGACAAGGGCCAGAAGGCGCUGCCCUACGGGGUGACGCAGCUGGACGUGCUGUCCAACACGCCGCCGCCGCGGCCGCCCAAGCCAACGCACUUCUCAGACAGGAGGGGAGAGGAGCUGGGCGCCCUGCAGAACGGGCACGCGGGCGUCUGCCGGGCUCAGGUCGCUCUGGUGCCCAGAAGGAUCUCCUUGUCCAGCUUGGACAACAUGAGGAACUGGAAAGCAGACAUGGAAGGCAGUUCCCUAAGAAGUCGAGAUAAGAGGCUUAGCUUGAAUUUGCCGUGCCGCUUCUCCCCGCUGUACUCUCCGGACAGCGCAGAGGACAGCUACGUGCCCAUGCGCCCCAGCACCUCGCCCUCCGCGCCCGCCGCCGACUGCUCCCCCGACGGCUACAUCCCCAUGAGCCCCAGCUCCGCCACCUUCACCUUCCCCGUCGUCAGCACUGAAAAACUCACCAGCCCCUUGCCUGAGCUUCCCUCCGACGUGGAGCCCCCUCCGGUGAACCGGGACCUCAAGCCUCGUAGGAAGUCACGACCACCUCCUCUGGACUUGAGGAACCUCUCCACAAUCCGGGAGCAUGCUGCCGUGACCAGGAUGUGGACUGUGCCUUACAAUCGAAUGAGCUUUAUCUCACCAGAAAGAGACAGUAUUAAUUCAGCAAGAAUAUUUGCCAAUUCAGUUUCCGGAGAAGAGGAAGAAAGUUACAUUCAUAUGGAACACAGACAGGCCACCUCUCCAUACAGUGGUGCUUUUCCAUGGACCAGGAAAUCUAACCUUGAUUACUUAGCACUGGAUUUUAACUCUGCUUCCCCAUCCCCUGUGCAGAAGAAACCUUUUCUGUCUGAGGAACAGAGAGUGGACUAUGUCCAGGUUGAUGAACAGAAGACUCAAGCUUUACAGAACACUAAGCAGGAAUGGACAGAUGAAAGACAAUCAAAAGUAUAAAGGAAGAAGAUUUGGGAUCUGGAGGGGUUUAUUUUUGCACUGGAACCACAAUGUUAAUGAAGCAGCUAUCACAGUAGAGCUCAAAGGCAGAGAGAGUUCUAAGAUGCUUACAGUCUGUGGAGGCAUUUUUACUGGAAUCCUUUGAUUUCAGCUGGAAGAAGUAUGUUGAGUGAGUGAGUGGUUCACUGAUGACUAAAGUAAUGCAUUAGCCUUUUUACUGCCCUUACCAGUAUGCUCCAUGGUACCAUUUUCUGGCAUGAUUCUGCAACGAGUCAUACACUUAACGUUAACAAAUCCACUACAAGUUGUAUUAAUCUAGUUCAUCCUGCCUUCUCCUUCUGUUGCAUAAUUCCUAGUUGCUAAAGCUAUUUUUUGAUAUUCCUACAAAUGCUGCAGGUGCUCGGAGUGCUUUUAUGGCCACAGGCAUCUGACAGGUUUUGGUGACUAAUCAACUAAGGGCUAAAAUACUGAAACAAUAAUAAGAACUUUUUGAAUAUAUAGUGCUUAAGUAAAGAGAAUUUUGAAAAAUAUUUUCCCCCUGGGUUUAAAAGGUCUGGCUGUGAUGCUGUCAGA